Anguilla rostrata (American eel) is the source of this 1893-nucleotide messenger RNA. It is a transcript of the gene rcan2, whose product is annotated as regulator of calcineurin 2. Gene Ontology annotation, cellular component: nucleus; cytoplasm. The record is from RefSeq and is a predicted model, not a curated record. The transcript has 5 exons. Bases 149 to 865 code for a protein of 238 amino acids. Gene Ontology annotation, biological process: calcium-mediated signaling. Lineage: Eukaryota; Metazoa; Chordata; Actinopteri; Anguilliformes; Anguillidae. Gene Ontology annotation, molecular function: nucleic acid binding; calcium-dependent protein serine/threonine phosphatase regulator activity.
CAGUCAUUGGUGAGUCAAACUGUCUGCAUUAACGUCAGGAGAUUAGCUAGCGGUUCGCAGCUGGAAUGCAAGGUUAAUUCACAAAGGAAAGUGAGGAGGCGAAGCCACAGCUGCAGAUACGUAUCAGACGGCUACAUCACGCGCAGCCAUGAAAGGAGAGCAUUUAUUCCCGAAGAUGAGAGGCGCCAUUUUUUACCAGCGCUUUUACCUGCUGGGCGGGGAGGAGCUGCUGGUGCUGCAGAGCUCCGCGUGGGACCCCGUGCUCGGAGACGGCUUCCACCAGAUCACCGACUUCAACGACCUGCCCACCGCCCUCUUCGCCUGCAACGUGGACCAGUGCGUGUUCGAGGAGCGGGAGGGGAAGGAAAUGUUUGAGGCCCUGUUCCUGGCGUACGACGACCACGUGACGUUCCAGCUGUUCAAGAGCUUCCGUCGCGUGCGGAUCAACUUCAGCAACCCCAAAGCCGCCGCCAGCGCCAGGAUAGAGCUGCACGAAACGCCCUUCCGGGGCAAGAAGCUGAAGCUCUACUUCGCCCAGGUACAGAACCCAGCUUCCGACGGGGACAACCUGCACCUGGCGCCUCCCCAGCCCUCGAAACAGUUCCUCAUCUCCCCGCCGGGGUCGCCCCCCGUGAGCUGGCAGCAGAUCGACGAGGCCACGCCCGUCAUCAACUACGACCUCCUCUACGCCGUCGCCAAGCUGGGGCCCGGAGAGAAGUACGAGCUCCACGCGGGGACAGAGUCCACCCCCAGCGUGGUGGUGCACGUGUGCGACAGCGACACCGAGGAGGAAGAGGAACCAAAGAAUUGCCCCAAGCCAAAAAUCAUCCAGACCCGGCGCCCCGACCUUCCUGUAUCCCACUGAACUGUGACCUCACCAAACCCCCCCCCCUCCCCCCCACUACACCCCCAUCGGCAGCCCCCCCUGCAGGGAGGGAAGAGAACCCUGUCCCUGUGUCCCUGACAGGACCCCCCCAUCCCACCCCCAUGUUCUGUAAACCACCCCGCCCCCCGCCCACAAAAACCCACCACCACCCCACCAGUGUCCUGACAGUCCUGUCAGAAGGGCUAGAGGGGGCCUGACCUGUGCUCCUAAUCUGACACACGGCCAUUAAUGUGCGAUCACUAUGUUUUUUUUAAUUUUUUUUUAAAUUUGUUUGAUUGGCAUUAUUCUGUGUACAAUAACCAUGUCCUUAACCCUGUCUCACAGUUCUGUUGUAAUGUCACACACACACACACACACACACACACACAUCUAACAGCGGGAGGCAGCAGCAAUCAUGGCCGCCUUGAGCUCUGUGAUUGGCUGUGGGGCUGUGGCGCAUGAGAGUGUGAGAUUCCUAUUGGCCCGACUGGGCCUCGGGUGCGACUAGCUUCGUGCUUGCGCUGCUAGGCUAACAACCGCGCACGCCAACAUCGACAACGAAUAGUGCAUUUUCACAAGGGCAUGCUGGUCACUGAGGGUGACCGAAACCAGCGCUGCAUGAAUCGACACAGCCUGAUAUGAAAAAUAUAGCAGAAUAUUUCUUUUCACAGUCCCAGACGCUUGUCAGAGGUUAAUACUCACAUAGCAGUGCUGUCAAUCACAGGAAACCUUUGAACCUUGCCAAUGCAUGCACUGAUCUGAUAUUGUUUCGCGUAUCUACUAUGUUCUGUUUGCUGUGUAUAAUUGUUCACUCAGAAACCUUUCUGUGUCUCUGCCUUUCAAUGUUACUCACAGAGUAAAAAAAAAAAAAAGACUUUUACCAGUGACAUCAAUAAAACAUUCUGGGCCAUGCACCUUCUAGUGAAACAUAUGUAAGAUGAUAUUGCAAAUCUGUGAUUUUCUUCAAUGUGAAUCUUUUGUGUCCCUGUCUUGUCCCUGAGGCUCUGUUAAAAAAAAAAAAAAAAGAA